Messenger RNA from Drosophila rhopaloa, 1447 nucleotides. RefSeq lists its product as uncharacterized. Lineage: Eukaryota; Metazoa; Arthropoda; Insecta; Diptera; Drosophilidae. Bases 27 to 1301 code for a protein of 424 amino acids. The record is from RefSeq and is a predicted model, not a curated record. The transcript has a single exon.
GAGAACUCCAAACAGUUGAUUCGAAGAUGGCAACCGCACUAGAACUAAGUCCCACCGAAAUUCGCGGCCUUUGCCAGCGUUAUUUGCAUCAGGAUGUUCCCAAUUCGGAUACGGGAUUUGAUAUAGUCAGUUAUCAGUUGAGACCCACAUCGGAUGCACCGGCUGGAUAUUUGGGUAGCCACUUUUACCUACAGGUCACUCUGCAGCUACACAAUCCCGAGGAAAUCAAACAGCUGACCUUCUUUUCGAAGGCGGCUCCCGAAGGUAAUGCCUCGCGGAUGGAAUAUUUGGAGAAUUUCGGGGUGUUCCAGAAGGAAAUCGCUGUCUAUCAGAACGUACUACCCGAUCUACACAAGGCCUGCGCCGAAGUUGCCCCCAAGUGCUAUUAUGCGGAUAAGAAUCUGCUGGUUUUCGAGAAUCUUGCCGAUCAGGGAUAUCGAAUGGGUGCCGGUCGCGAUGGUUUGCUAACCUACGAACAGCUCCAUUGUUGCCUGAAAACAUUGGCCGCCCUGCAUGCUGGUUCCAUUAUUCAAGAGCAGAGAACGGGUCGAAAACUAACAGAAUCGCAACCAAAAUCGGUAGUGGAGAAUGCCUAUCCCACUGAUGUAACACCAGAUCAUCUGAGAGUGGUGAACUUUAACAAUGCCUGCCAGGUGAUCAAGGAGUUCAUCAAACUGAUCCCCAAAUAUCAAUCGAACUUGGACUAUAUAUUGGAGAACUUCACUGAAAGGAUGUCCUACAUUUUCGAGGCUGUCAAGACCUCAGAGGUGUAUCAGAAUACCAUACUCCAUGGCGAUUUGUGGGCCAAUAAUAUUAUGUUCCAAUAUGGCAAAUAUGGGGAGAGUCCUCUGCAGUGUCGCCUUGUGGACUUCCAGUUGGCCAGAUAUGCCCCACCUGCUCUCGAUGUCCUGACCGUACUCACUAUACCCACAUCGAAGGCAUUUAGGGAUGCCCAUCUGAGUGAACUUUUAGCGGAAUAUUACCGCUUUAUGACAGAGUUCCUGAAGCGAGCUGAUUUGGAUAUAGCUCGUUUCUUACCCGAGCAGAGUUUCUAUGAAUCCGUGGAGGAAUACCGGAGUAUUGGCUUGAUUGAAAGCUGUUUGUUCUGCCAUUUGGUGAUCCUUCCACCUUCGUGCACCCAGAAAUUGACCAGCUCCGCGGAUGGCUUCAGUGACUUCUUUAGUAACAAACGCAUUGAGAUUUGUCUGGAGGCCUUCAACACAGAUGAAUUGUACAGGAAUCGCUUGGUGGAUAUGAUCCAAGACUUUGUGGAUAAUUUUGUGUUGAAAGAGAAGAAGUAAAUAAGUCAUAUUACAAAUAAUAUUUUUAUUUUCUGUUUGAAGAAGGCCGAAACCAUUGUACAUAAUAAUAUUAAAGAAAAUGUAAAUAAAAACUAAAGGAAUGUAAUAUAAAAUUUAAAAUGUAUGUAGGUAUUAAAAACAUUUUU